Messenger RNA from Saccostrea cuccullata (small rock oyster), 1885 nucleotides. RefSeq lists its product as uncharacterized. The record is from RefSeq and is a predicted model, not a curated record. The transcript has 2 exons. The coding region runs from base 81 to 1316 and encodes 411 amino acids. Lineage: Eukaryota; Metazoa; Mollusca; Bivalvia; Ostreida; Ostreidae.
ACAAAUGAACAAAUAUUUCAUUCAAUGAUUCAUUGAAUUAUCUUUGACGCAUCUCUCCAGAACCCGUUUGCGAAGGGAGGAUGGAGGAUAAUUUCGAAAAUAAGAAGGAGGAGUCGCCUGGAACCGUCUCCUGGACAUCCGAUCUCCGAGCUCUAGGGGACAUUAGAGACGAUUCUCAUUUACCGUGUGUUUGUAAGUUAUCAGCUGAUGACACCAAGGCAUUGCCCGCUGGACUGUCUAUAUACUGUGACCAACCCCUCUACAUGUACAUGAGGCGACAGAGAAAACAGGUGCUCGGACGGACCAUAUACCACGAUGCCAGUGGGCCGUACUACGAGGUGGGACAGACACUCAUCAUUCCUGACAAUUUUGAAGGUUGGUUUGAAAUUGUGCCAUCAGACUUUGGCAAAUCGAAAGUAUUUACCUCAAUAGAAGAAGUGUCAAAAAUCAUGCCAAGAAAAAUAUUCACACGGACAACAAUAACCGGAAUACGAAUAGUGGAAGAAAAUGGUCAACAAACAUUCAAGGAAAGAAAAAUUCCGGCGGGUUCCAUUCUUUUGGUUGAUAGUGCACUCUCUGCAAAAUGGGAGACUCGCGCAGAGAAGAGUGUUCGAAAGAAGAAAAUGGAAGAAUUGACCACGAUUGAAAUUCAGUACUUAAAAUGUACAGAUACAGACCAAAAAGAGGUCCUUGUCCCUUUUUCAACAAAGGGUCGGUUCAGUAGCGUGUAUGAAAAAGAUGCCAAUAACGAAAGGAGCAUAUACAGGAUAAAAGACCUUAUAUCAGACUUUGAUAUGCCAACAAUAGUUCGAUUAGUUUAUGGGAAAGCCCCGGUUGUUCCGUGUAUUUUUACGGGAAUGAUAGCUUUAAGAGAAACUGUCUCCGAGGAUGUUAUCAUUGCCAGUACAGUCAUGAACAAGAGAAACGUUUUGAUAGAAAUUCCAAUUUCUUCAUCCUGUGUUGUUUGUUUUCCGGAAAACGAAGAACCACUAAAGGGUUUGAAAACGUUUGAAGACGCUCAGAAACUUUGUGAAAAAUAUGCCGUGUCAUUUUCAUCGCUAAUAAAGUUAUCGUCUGAACUGGAUACACAUCACAUGAAAGUACAGUACAAUCCCAAAAUGUCUAAGGUCAAAGACUCGGGCUUGAAAACAUUGGAUUUAAUAACGAACAUCAGUCUAGCAGACGAUGAGCCUUCGGACAGGUUUAUGGAAUCGGAUAGUGACUCCAUUCAGAGCACGGACCAAUCAAUGCCGACGCGCGGAAUUUUCAAAUUGUUAGAAUUAACUGAACUUAAACGAAAGUCAACGGACUGCUAAUAGCUGUUGUGUUUUUUUGUUAAUUGAUUUCUUUGCUUGUUUUUUUUCUGAGACAAAUCACAAUUAGAUAUAUAUAAUUUUAGCAAUGAAAAUUUAAUUCUUUGAAAUUCUUCUCCGUUUUUGGGUAUUUAGAAGACAAAGUAAGUGCCUAUUUGUAAUAUUUCACAUGAUAAUUGAACGUAACAAAAUUAUGUUGAUAUCCAUGCUUACAUCCGAUAAAUUAUCAUGACUGAGUUUAAAGUGAUCAUUAUAAAAAAAAAAAAAAUUAAGUGCAAAAAGGUCAAGUUUAUUGUUCUACUGCUUAGUAUAACGUACAAUUUUCUUUCAAAUUUUUGAAUUAUGCUUUAUGAGUAGAAAAAUACACUUAUUAAAAAAUCCUUGACACAGUAGCAGAAUACCCUAAAUGUUAUUUGCAAUGGUUAAUGUCUAAAGAGAAUUUUUUUUUUCAUAAACUUUGUGAUACCGGUACAUGUUUUAUUGUGUUCUAGAUAAGUUUCUGCAUGUGUAAAGAUUUAGAAUGAUAAUCAAGUAAACUUUACGUAUGGAAUUGUUCGUUUUUAUUUUUUGUU